Messenger RNA from Girardinichthys multiradiatus, 7308 nucleotides. It is a transcript of the gene xkr4, whose product is annotated as XK related 4. Gene Ontology annotation, biological process: phosphatidylserine exposure on apoptotic cell surface; apoptotic process involved in development; engulfment of apoptotic cell. The transcript has 4 exons. Gene Ontology annotation, cellular component: plasma membrane. The record is from RefSeq and is a predicted model, not a curated record. NCBI's taxonomy places the organism in Eukaryota, Metazoa, Chordata, Actinopteri, Cyprinodontiformes, Goodeidae. Bases 478 to 2316 code for a protein of 612 amino acids.
UUUUGCCCCGGGGUGGUUGACAUUCAGGAGGAAGAGGGGGAAUGAUGUCAUUGUUUGUAAUCCGUUAUAGAAGGACAUGGCCGCAGCCUUCAUCCUUUCUCUAUCUAUCAUAACCCAACACCUAAAUGUUCAUUUUAGCUACCGCAACGAGAUAGCAACAGCUGAUUGCUGAAUCUCAUCAGGUAGGAUUAAGGAAACAGGAAGGAUAAUCUCCUUUUACGAUUGAAUGUCCAUCAAUGGGAAUGCCCAUCAGUCACUAAAAAAUGAGACAUGGACCGAAAACCUGGGGCAAGCACGAGGCUACGCUCAACCUGGAUUUUUGGCUUCAUCGUGCAUUCUGAAAGAACGCAGUGUGAAGGAGCAGAUGUGGUCCAGAAAUGAGGAGUAAACGAGGUCUCGACGAACAAACGCAGCGCUAAAGGAGAACGGGAGAGGGGGAGCAGUAGAAGUCAAGUAGUGUAAUAUUUCCUGAUUAUAAUGAUGGCAGCUAAAUCGGAUGGGGUCUUGAAAAUAAAGAGGAGCGAUGUGGCCUUUACCCCGCUGCAAAACUCCGAGCACUCCGGCUCAGUACAGGGGCUCCACCUGGGAGAACAGACCGACUCUGCAUGCGCCCUAGACGUGGAUUUUCCGAACGGGGAAUCACGGUACUGCGGCCGAGGAGGCUCCAACUCGACUUGCUUGCUGAGCACAGAACAGCAGAAAAACGUGAUAUGGGAUUGCUUGUGGGUCGUUGCUGCAGCGUGUGUUUAUCUGGCAGAUGUGGGAACCGACGUGUGGCUAUCAGUCGAUUACUAUCUUCGCCAUGAAUAUUGGUGGUUCGGGUUGACGCUUUUCUUCGUGGUGUUAGGUUCGUUUUCAGUGCAGCUGUUUAGCUUUAGGUGGUUCGUCACUGACUUCAGUACAGAGGACAACGUCGGUUGCCCCCAGAUGGACGGGAGUAAGCUACUGCUGAGCGGCUCGGCCUCGCAAGGCGAGGUUCCCAUUCAACACCACCCGGCCACACCGCAGAGACAGAUGUCUACUGCCAGCAAGAACACUGCUAAUAGCACCGGGAGCACAGCGAUGAGCAGAAAGAGCAGCAAGCGGUCGCCCUAUUACUCAUUUUGUGUGUGGUUAAGCCAGUCCCUAAUACACAUUCUCCAGCUGGGUCAAAUAUGGAGGUUUUUUCAUACCUUGUAUCUAGGAAUACGGAGUCAUCAGAGUUCUAAGACAGAACGUUGGCGUUACUACUGGAGGAUGGUGUAUGAAUUUGCUGAUAUGAGCAUGUUGCAUUUACUGGCAACCUUUCUGGAGAGUGCACCACAGUUGGUGUUGCAGCUGUGCAUCAUCAUACAAACACACAAUCUUCAGGCUGUUCAAGGUAUGACAGCAGCAGCCUCCCUUGUCUCUCUUGCAUGGGCCUUAGCCUCCUACCAAAAGGCUUUACGAGAGUCUCGGGAUGACAAAAAGCCUAUUGGCUACCUUGCAAUCAUCAUCCAGUUCUGCUGGCACUUCUUCACAAUUGCAGCCAGGGUCAUCACAUUUGCCCUCUUUGCCUCUGUGUUUCAACUCUACUUUGGCAUCUUCAUUGUCCUGCACUGGUGCAUCAUGACUUUCUGGAUUGUCCACUGUGAGACAGACUUCUGCAUCAGCAAAUGGGAGGAGAUUGUGUUUGACAUGGUGGUGGGCAUAAUCUACAUCUUCUCCUGGUUCAACGUCAAAGAGGGAUGUACAAGGUAUCGGCUCUUCAUCUAUUAUCUAGUGAUCCUGGUGGAGAACGCUACCCUCAGUGCAUUGUGGUAUCUUUACAGAACACCUAAAACCACUGAUGCCUUUGCAGUCCCAGCACUCUGUGUCAUUUUUAGCAGUUUCCUUACUGGUCUGGUUUUCAUGCUCAUGUACUAUGCUUUUUUCCAUCCCAAUGGUGCUCGCUUUGGACGCUCUGCGAGUAGCCAAGGGCUUGAUCUGGACCCAACUGCUCAGUUCUCUACACUACCUUUUGAUGGCGCAACUGGCUCACUGCGUUCCAACCGAGGAGCCACUACAACCUUAGAGCGUGAAACUGGAACGUAUUCUGAACGGGAUGGCUGUAUCCCAGUGUUUCAGGUCCGACACACAGUGCCAUCUACAUCCUCAUUGCGUGCUCCACGCCUAGAUGAGACUGUCAUCAAACUUGACCUUUGCAGGAAUCAGUACCCAGCCUGGGAACGUCAUGUCCUUGACCGCAGUAUACGCAAAGCGAUCUUGGGUAUAGACUGCUCCACGACUCCUCCUCGUCUGAUGUACAAGGAUGAUGCCAUGGUGCAUGAGCGACUGGAAUAUGAAACAACAUUGUAGCUUAAACCUGCUAUCAGAAUAGAAAUGCAGCAUCAAGCUGUUCUGUAAACAUCUAAAGGAUUUGUGGCUCUCCUUAGUCUAUUUUUCAUCCCUCAUAUCCCUUUUUUUAAUCCACUUCAGGAGCAUUGUGGCCUCUUCAAAGAAAAUUAUGGAACAAUUUGGCACAUUUGACUUGAUGUCUAUAGAUGUGGCCCAAUUCAGUCUGGUUUUAUUUUAUUCACUGGAGGAUUUCAGAACACAACAGGAGAAUAAAUUGAUACUAUUGGAAUUGAACAAACUCCUGGUGGUGAACAAUAAUGUACACCAUAAUAUAAAUGAUAUCAAGUCAUACAGGAAUAGCUCUAAGGUAAUGCAUUUUUAUGCAAACUUUAAACAACCUUCCUUUUUAAAAUGUUGUAUGUGUGCUUCUUGGAAGGAAUGAUGAAAUGAUCUAAGGGCAACUAAAGCAAAGUGGAAUCUUAUGGCACAACUCUGAGUUGGCAAGGAACACGAAGUUCCUUUAUGUUCCUAACCUUUAUGUUUAAGGUAAACUGGAUGAAGACAGCCGUCAAAGUAGCAUGUAUGUACAGUCCCUCCAGUUUUUAUAUUAUCAAAUUAGCCAAGCCUGGCUGGAUGAUACAGAAAGAAGCAAGCCAAAUGGAAUGAAAGGUAGAGAUACAUCAGCAAGUUGUUUUUUUUUACCACAUCAAACACACACAACCACCACCUCAAAUAAAAAACAUGGCAACUCAGCUCAAGUAUUUUUCUGAUGAACCAGGCUAUUUAGUGGAAAUAAUCGUUAUUCACCCUUAGAGAAUGUUGAUGGAGACCAAGAAAAAAGAACAGAAUGGAGAGACAGCAGAGGAUGGGAAGAGAACAUCACAAGAAAUGGGGAGCAGGAUGGAGAACAAGAGAAAAUGUUGGUGAGCUGCUAUCUUACCUAGCAUAUAAUAGACAAUGGGAAUUGUUCUUCUCCACUGCAAUAUAAAACCGAAUUGUAUAUUAGAGAAAAGGUACUGUAAAGAUUACGGUGUAGUUUAUUUAUUUUUUCGCUGAAGUGUGUUUGUUUUAACACCUAGUCUGUGUUUGUGUGUGUGAUUGCAGAAUGCAGAACAGCAGAGAGGAUCUGGUGGACUAGUUGUUCCAUGUCUGAAUUUGCUCAUUGCUGUCAUUUAGUGAUGCUUUACACAAAGCUAAGCCAACUAAUUGGAAUAACAAUCCUAUUUUUGUCUAUUUACCUAGCACAUAUUUGAUUAUUUUUACACAGUACCAUAACACAACACACAAGUCACCAUUAAAAACAAUUGAGAAAUAUCAAUCUACAAGUGUCACAGAACCAGUUAAUGUCUAGAAAUAACUUUCACUGGAAUGCAAGCAAGUAACUUAUGCAAAAACAGACCUUUUCAGCUACAGUAGCAAGGAGAUUUAUUUUCAAAACAAGAGUGAAGCAAAACAUUUUUUUACUCUACGUGUUGGCCUGGGAUUUUGUUAUAUUGGUGAACAAACUAUAGAGUACUGUGAAGAAUGUUUAUAUGAUUAAGUAUGAACAAUUUGCACAUUUGUUUGCAUAUUUUUCCUUUCCAUUUCAGUGCUCCAGUGUUUUUAUUACUGUAUACAACAGAUGGUUGAGAUGUUACAGACUGCCACAAAGGAUGAGCUCUAGGAUAAGCUUUCAGUUAACUGCAUCAUAUCUUAAGAGUAUUAACUCACCAACAAAAUCUCAGGUUUGUGUAACAUUUUAUGUCCACUGUUAAAAUACCACCUACUACUUGUAGGUUACCAAUAAAAAAGCAUGUCAAAUUUUGAUUUAAUGCAAAACAAAACAAGCAAUUUACACCAUUUGGUAUAUUUACAAGAGUGGUCAUUAAGGCAUAUUACUGUUUCUAUUUUAGUUCCCUAGAUUUAGACAGUUCAAACUUUGAUAAUAAUCAACAGUUGUAUAAGAUCUUUAAUAACAAAUAACUACAUGGGGCAAAAACGCGUGCUUCAUAAGCAAAGAGAACAAUACGAAACAUCUUUAAAAAUAUUUUUUAAAAUAGCUAAUCAGAUACCCUCACUACUUCAGCUUAUGUGGAGCAGCACCUCUGCUCUUAGCUCCCUCUGGAUGGUGUUGCUCCUCACCCUACCUUUAAGGUGGAGCCUGGACACCCUAUGAAAAAAGCUAAUUUCAGUCAUUUUUAUUCAGAAUCCUCUUUCAGUCAGUAUCCCUGUCUGGGAUUAGGCGAUAAAUCCAUAUUUGAAAAUAUUGAGAUUUAUGUCAAGUUUAAAAUGAUAAUGACUAUUGCCAGUAGUGAUACAUUUCCAAGUUUAUAUUUAUCCUUCUGCGUAUCAUUUACAGAAAGCUUAGUUUUUCCUAAUUCUCCUGUCAGAGACAUCAAGGCACUAAACAGAGCAUGUGGAGCAGAGUUGGUCUUCAGUUUUCUCAAGAAGGAUUAAGCAACAACCGGGUUAAUGAAUUUUUUCAUUAGGCUUCACAAAGACGAGUCCGCCUCUGAGCUCCCUCUAUCACAGGAGGAUAUGGCCAGGAGGGAGUUAUUCUAAAGAGCUGUGAGUUCACAAAAAAAACGCACUAUGCCUAAAACAAUAAUUGUGGAUGAACUGCUUUUAACUAGCCUCUUGUUAAAGCAAACGUUUCAAAUUAAAUUAUAUAUCUCACUUUCUCACUCUUCUCCAAUGGAAAGAUAUGUGAACCUUGUUUAUGCUUGUAAAUCCCAUGGCUGGCUGGUCACACAAAUCAUACGCCAUCACGUUACUCCUUUGACCCACGAAGCCGGCCUAAUCCUACAAAAGUCAUUAGGCUGAGCCUAAGAAUAGCUUGCUUGGCUAUUUAGGGGUGUAACACAGUCAGACUGACUUCUACCUCCCUUGCUGCAUUGAUCCAGCUCAUUUUGGCCCAGCUGUUUCUUCCUGUCUAUGAAGACUACAAACAGGAUCAGGGACAAAGUCAGACCCUGGUGGAGUCUAACCCACACUAGCAAACCUGACUUUAUGACAAGAGUAGCCCCUUUUCCUUUUGGUCGGCUUCACUCCAUUCAGCUCGUUUUGCGACCGUGUCCUUGCUGCACGCCUUCACUGCAUGUGAUAAAGUCAUGUAAGGACUAGCAUUAACAAAGUAACCAGUAAGCAAACACCAGCAUAAUGUUGAAGCGGAGCAGCCUUAAUUCUGUCCCUAUUGCACACAUUGUUUCGACUAUCAGUGUUGAAACAUUUUUUUUACUUGAACUUUGAUUAUCCUGAACCUUUCUUUACCCACCUAGGGAAUUUCUUUUGUGUGUCACCACUGCUGUAUAUCACCUGGACCAUUUAUGUAGGUUAGAUACAGUGAUGCUAAACAGCUCCUAAUCCUGCAAGAGUGCUGCUGCAAUCGGUGAACACAGAUCUUCACACUUCACAAGGGCAGACCAAAAUGCAUUUAAAAACAGAUUGUUUCAUGGAGGUUAUGACUAAGUACUGCUAUCACAAACUUGGUGGAAAUGUGCAGUUAAAAUGAAUUUUAAAUUAUCUGCAAUGACCCUGACUUUCUGUUUGUCUCAGAGGAAGUUUGUAAGUAUCUACAGAUUUUUCAUAUUGAAAGGCUGACGUGUCUCGUAGGAACAAAAGAGCAGCUGCUGUUGUAGCAGUUGUGAUUGCUUUAAAUUAUAUCUCAGAACAUAAAUACUGUAAAACAUUGUAUCUUUACUGGUUAAAAUCUCUAAGAAAUGCUUUGAUAGGUGCUUUUUCCCCUUUAAGAAGUAGAGAGUAGAAGUCCACCCUUCUUUUAAUUAAAUAUUUCCAAUAAGAUUGGCUGAUUUGAUCAAUGAAUUUGAAUUGAUACUCUGUAAAAUACGUUGAUAUUCCUCUUAUUUUUAAGGUUCUGUUUGUAAACCAAAAUACAAAACUGCAUCGAGGAGCCAUGAAAAAGCUUGGAAUAAAAAAGUAUAUUUUGUUUUAUUUUUAAAUUUAGAAUUAAUAUACUGAAAUUCACCAAGGCUGAAUGAAGUGGUUAAGAGGGUGAAUUAAUAAUAAGGAUGGACCCAGUCAACUGAGUUAGGUGCAGAAUGAUCUGACCUAGAUGUGUAGAGGUUAUGAAGGCUAGACAAAUCACAGUCUUUCUCUACAAAAAAUAUAUAAAUGAGGCUACCAGAAAAGAAAAUACUGACAGAUGAUUCUCUGAUUCUCAUUUCGCAGAGAAGAGAAGCAUUGCAACUAAAAUCCGGAGCAGUUAUUUCAGAGGGAAGGCAGUCCAUCAGCACUUCAUUUUGACAACAUAGAUUCAUUAUAAAAAUAAAUUCAUCUGCCUCAAAGUUACUACCACCAAUCAUUUGGGCCUGGGAUGCAGCAGACCUUGCAGUAAAAACAUUUAAACUUUGUAUCAAAAUUUCAGCAAUUUCUUAGUGAUUGAUCAGAACAUACAGUAUUUAGUAUCUAAAGAUUUAUUUCUCAGUAUAGUGAAGAUGCUACUGUCAUCUUAAGAUCUGAAUGUAACAGACCUCAACAUUUUAAUACCACAUAAUCUCCUAUAAUUUUACAGAGGAUUAUCAAUGGUGACCUGUCAAGGCCUUCAGGGUAUUCAGAGAACGCCCUGAGUGGCCCAAGAACCCGAAAUUGUAAUAACAAGUAUCAUACAUCGUACAUCCACUUCCGCUUAUGUAAGAUCCUAUUGUGGGGAUAACAUGUUCCAGAUGGACGCUCUGCAGCUCAUUCUGGGGAAUUCCAAAGCGUACAGAGUCCCUCCAGAGAGUUCUGGAUAUCACAGGGGUCUCCUCCCAGUGGGACAUACCUGAAAAACCUCCAAAGGGAGGCACCCAAAAGGCUCCUAACCCUGUUUCUAAAGGUCCAGCCACCCUACAUAGGAAGCUCAUUUUGGCCGCUUGUAUGCGGGAUCUCGUUGUUUUUGUUAAGAUCCAUAUUUCAUGACCAUAGGUGAGCAUCUGUUAUGAUUUGGGGUUUUUUCGUUUCUGGUUUUUUCUUAUGUUUUUCACAGUUAAGGUUUUGACUUGUUCUUUUGUUAUUUUCCUGGUUCAUGCUUUUGUU